CGGUGUCAGACACCGACAGCGAGACUUCGCGCACCUGUCGCAUUGCACGCCUCCCUCGGCCAGCUCACACAGCGCGGCUGGCGUAGGCCACCUUGUCUCAGACGUCUCUUGCGGCUCCGCGUAGGCUGUCGCUCGUUUCUGCUUGGCGGAUCCCAGCGAAGAGCCCAAAUUGCUCGCGAAACAGUCCCAGCCGGGCUUCUCCUUACGCAUCCUGGUCGCCGUCUCCGCGUUCUUAUUGUUGCAAUCAAAGUCGACUUCCGGGCCGGCUCAUCCCUCCGUCCAAGGCAACAGCACGUCCUUUUGCCAGCAGCUCUCUCACGCGGCUACUUUUGGCGGACAGAUCCCGCUCUCAUUUCAGCGGCGACCGUUGUGCCAAAGCCACCGUCAUGCGCGCCGCAUCAGACACGCAUGUUUGACGUUUCAUGGCUUGCGAUCUGGUAAUUGCUCUUUUUCAACGACACCCUCUUUCAAAACCCCACACAGAGCCCAGGCGCGCCCAGACUUUGUGUCCACCUCGCUAGCUGCUGCUGCCGCCUCUGUUACUGCUUCUUCUGGUAGGAAGUCAGCAUGGCGUACGAUCAGUACGGCAACUAUCCGCAGCAACAGCAGCCUUACUACAACCAGCCUCCACCACCGCGCGGAGGGUCCAGAGGUCCACCUCAGGCACAACAGAGAGGACAAGAGCCCUACGCGUAUCCGCAGGCAGGAUAUAGUGGCCAGGACAGGUACCAGCAGCAACAACCGGGAAGAGUAGAGAGUUACCACGGUUAUGAUGACGUAGAUAUCUUGGAUCAGUACGGUGGCGACGAGCAGGAUCAACAGGGCUACAGUCAGCAGUAUCAGCAGGCCAGCAGCUACGGUGACGCAGGCAGACUCCAGUCACGCCCACCCCCGCAACAAUAUCGCGAACCGCCGCAACGUAGAGACUACUAUGGCCCGCCGCCUCGCGGCUAUGGGCCUCCGAUGGGAGGGCCCGGUGGUCAAGGCCGAGGGCCGCCACCAAGAGGCUAUCCUCCGCAGCAGAGAGGUGGUUAUGCGCCGCAGCAGGGUUUUGUUCCGCCUAGAAGGGCUCAGACGGCGCCGCAAGGAUAUGAUGAUGCAAGGCACUAUCAACAGUUUGACGAUCAAGCCCAAUAUCAGCGUCAAACAGGCUAUUCACCUCCACGACAAAAUCAGAGGGAACGCCUGCUAAACGACCUGCCUUCCCCGAAAUCUGUACCCUUCGAUAAUCCGUUCCCAACAUUUCCCUCCGGCCAGGCGUCUAAGCCCAUGAACGAUGCCGAAAUUGCAGAAAGAGCUAUGGCAGGUAUAGAUCUGAACGAACGAACAAGCUUGGAAAGCCGGCGACCUCCUACCUCCAGUAGCCAAAACUCAAUGGGUGUAAAUUCUAGAGGGCAGCCAGUUGAUCCUCGCACGGGUGCUCCGCCACGAACAUCCAACGAAGGUUAUCGUCCAGAUCCAACAUUUGCUCCGCCCCAGAGAUCUAUGACCAUGCCACAAAACUUUGGGGAACCUGGCAGCAACCGAUCCAUGAGUCAGAACUCAAAUGCUAUUCCACCGCGAGAAUACAAUGAUGGAGGGCUCUAUGGUCGGCAACCACCGCCAGAGCGCUCAACAACUAGUGUAGGGGACAUGCGAGGACCUGCACGACCGCCUGAUCGACCUUCGACUGCAACGGGUACACGGCCACAAGGAAACGGCUUCGUCGGUCCACGCAAUAAUCCUUCCUUUAACUCGUACGACCAAGCACCACCAUCUCGAAAUUUCAUGCCAAAUCGUCCAGGAACAAGUCAAGGAUAUCGCGAUGGCCCAGGGCCGAUGCAACGGCCCGGCACAAGUCAGGGUUACCGUGACGGCCCAGGGCCAAUGCAAAGAGCUCCAAUGUCUAAAGAAGCACAGAUUGACGCAUAUAUGCCCGAUUUCGAUUCUGCGCCGGCACAGACUCGACCGCUUCAGGAUGCGAUUGGUCUGCCUCUGGACGCGGCGCCAGAGGCAAGUAAACCUCUCCAGAAUUCAUCACACGAUUUGCAGAAGGCAAGGUCCCAGCCCAAUUUGAGAAGUCAAGCAAAUGGUUACGGACCCAAUAGCUAUCCUCAAGAGCCCGUGCCAGAAAUGCCACCCAUUGACACAGGAGGUUAUGGCAAUCAGCGAAGGGAGGCCCCAAGAAUGCUAUUGACGGACCCUGCACAGAUGUCGCGACCACAAGCUCCUCCUAUAGCGGGUCCGAAUAGCCCCCGACAAUUUCACCGACCCGGUGCGCCUCCCAUUGUGAGAGCGGGAACCACAGACAGCGGGUGGUCAGAUCCUGGACCUGGUCGAACUGGUACGCCAAAUAGCGUCCGAACUGGAGCCCCUGUGAAACCUGUCAAUCCGGACGCUCUCCCUCCUCACCCAACGCCGGUCAGACCGGGCUUGAGUAACACUAGAAUGGGGGCCGCAGAUAUUCGACAGCAACAAGCAAGCCGAAUGUCUGCGGAGCAACCUUCCACGGGGAGAGCGAUGUCCGGCCCUGUGACUGUCCAAGAAUUGUUCAAGCUUCGGGAAGCCGUUAAAUCCCAACCUCAAAAUCAAGCACAGGCUCUACAUUUAGCCAAAAAGCUUGUCGAGGCAGCGGUGGUACUGGCAGAUGAAAAUGGAGCGGCCGAUGCGAGAACGACGCAGCGUAACCGCGAGAACUACGUCAACGAGGCUUACAAGCUUGUCAAGAAGCUAGUUGCAGCAAACUAUCCUGAGGCUAUGUUCUAUCUUGCGGAUUGCCAUGGCACUGGUGAAUUGGGCGUGUCAAUCGAUCCGAAAGAAGCAUUUGUUCUGUAUCAAUCGGCUGCCAAACUUGGGCAUGGCCAAUCUGCGUAUCGAACUGCUGUUUGUUGCGAAAUGGGUCAAGAAAAUGGCGGUGGAACGCGAAAGGAUCCGUUGAAAGCAGUACAGUGGUAUCGCCGCGGCGCAGCAUUAGGAGAUGUUCCUGCUAUGUACAAACUGGGCAUGAUCCUGCUGAAAGGGCUCAUGGGUACGCAAGCAAACCUUGGCGAGGCGAUGAUCUGGCUUCAGCGUGCAAGCGACGCGGCGGACGCAGAAAAUCCGCAUGCCCUGCACGAACUAGCAGGAAUUUACGAGAACGCACCUCCUGGUGGCAAGGUUAUCCGUGACGAGGCCUAUGCUCUGGAGCUCUACACCAAAGCGGCCAAAUUCGGAUACAGAAAUUCUCAGUCGCGCUUAGGUACCGUGUACGAGUAUGGCCAGCUUGGUUGUGUGAUUGACCAGAAGUUGAGUAUAUACUGGUACUCGAAAGCAGCGGCACAGGAAGAUCACGAUGCCGAGCUCGCGCUGUCUGGAUGGUAUCUCACCGGCAGUCCCGGUAUCCUGGAACAGAGCGACCAAGAGGCUUAUCUGUGGGCGCGAAAGGCGGCUUUAGCAGAGCACCCAAAGGCUGAAUUUGCAAUGGGUUAUUUUAGUGAAACGGGAAUCGGAUGCCCCAAGAGCUUCGAGGAUGCGAAGAGGUGGUACGGGCGGGCAGCAGGCCAUCGAUACCCGAAGGCGAGGGAGCGCCUUGAAGAGCUCACAAGAGGUGGGCAGAAGGGCAUGAAGAAUAAAGAGAGGAUCUCUAGAAGCGAUCCAAAGAAACAGGAAGAGUGUAUUGUAAUGUAACAACAAAGCAGACUGGUGGACGAGGUUCAUGCAAUUUUACCAAAUCUUAAAAUGAGUGCAUCAAAUGAUUCCGCUGAAUUCAAGUAUGAGAUUCGAAACGUUCAUCUGACGGUCCUCAUCCGCCUAACAAGUUUCUAUA
Messenger RNA from Verruconis gallopava, 3784 nucleotides. RefSeq lists its product as uncharacterized. The transcript has 3 exons. The coding region runs from base 568 to 3645 and encodes 1025 amino acids. Gene Ontology annotation, molecular function: protein binding. The record is from RefSeq and is a predicted model, not a curated record. Lineage: Eukaryota; Fungi; Ascomycota; Dothideomycetes; Venturiales; Sympoventuriaceae.